AUGCCAGCCGACGAAUACUCCGUCGGCGGGGGCGGCAAGCUCAAACUAAAAGGCUCCAAAGUGAGCGACGGCCGCAUAGAAAAGAAAAAGAAGAAAGCCAAGAAAAACCCGGAAACCGGCAGCAAGAAAGAAAGCGAAGAUGCUCCGUCUGCAUCAACAUCCCAGGCAGUGGAUGAGAAGGAGAACCCUCUUUCGCCUCCGCCAGCUCAGCAGGAUGAAUCCGAUUUCGGGGUGAGCGCUGGGGCUACUGGGAAGACGGAGGCGGAAAGGAAGUAUGAGGAGAUGAGGAAGAAGAGGGUGGGUUUUACUUUUACUUUUCCCUUUUGUGGUUUUUUUUUCUCUAUCAUUAUUCUAUGGAUAUAUUCUUUUUUGUGGAAUCUUUCGGACUGGUUGUUUUGUGUUUGGGAUUGUGUUUGGUGUUGCACUCUUUACAAGAACGUCUCAAGCGAGAAGGGGUCAAAACGCAUAAAGAGCGAGUAG
Aspergillus oryzae RIB40 is the source of this 480-nucleotide messenger RNA. RefSeq names its product DUF1754 domain-containing protein. The transcript is spliced from 2 exons. The record is from RefSeq and is a predicted model, not a curated record. Bases 1 to 480 code for a protein of 159 amino acids. NCBI's taxonomy places the organism in Eukaryota, Fungi, Ascomycota, Eurotiomycetes, Eurotiales, Aspergillaceae.